Coccinella septempunctata (seven-spotted ladybird) is the source of this 2651-nucleotide messenger RNA. RefSeq lists its product as uncharacterized. The coding region runs from base 121 to 2538 and encodes 805 amino acids. Lineage: Eukaryota; Metazoa; Arthropoda; Insecta; Coleoptera; Coccinellidae. The record is from RefSeq and is a predicted model, not a curated record. The transcript is spliced from 12 exons.
UCUGUGAGUCUGAUUGCCGCUCUGAACUUAACCUAACAAAUUUGUGCUGGUGGAAGAAUUUGAGUAUUUUAAAUAAGUUCUUGUUUUAGGAAUUGUACUUUUCGUUGAACACACACCAGAAUGACAGAGAUAUAUACAACCAAUGCUGACUAUGUCGAUAUACAUGGUCGAAACUUGAGUGUUUUGAUCAAAUCAGAUGGAACAAUAUUCAUACCUUUAAAUGACAUAAGGAAGACAGGUUUCCAUAUUUUUCCUAAAUCAGAUUAUGUACGCUCAACUGUUGGAAAAUCAGCACUGUUGGAUGAAUUACGUUUAUUUUUAUUAGGUGCUGCAAGAGAGUUUCUGAUACAAAGAGAUGUCAGUGUCAUUAAAAAUGAAGAUAUAAACAAAUCCAUUGAAGAGUGUCGUGAAUUAUUAACUAAUAAUGGGCCAUCGCCCAAACUCAACCACUCUCCUUCGGGUGUUCUUGGAAGAACAUUGCUACAGAAUCCUGCGGAAUUGAUCAGAUCAAAUAAAUCGCCAUCCCUUCCAGCUCAGCCCCAACUCAACAGAUCUGAUAAUUUUGUAAAUCAGACUAACAGAAGAAGCAACACAAGGCUGAGCGAUCCAGUUAAUUCACUGCGAAUGCCACAUCAAAAUGAUAAUCCAAAGCCGACAAAUUACGAGUUAGACAAUUCUCAGAAAAUACAGAACAGUUUUGGUCAAAAAAGGAAACAAUAUAAUCAUUUGGACAAAUCCAAUCAGAAUGAAAACAACAGGAGUAAUCAGAGUAAUAAUUAUAAUUCAACUACUAGAAAUCAUAGGAACAAUAGUGAAUCUAGAUCUACCAGUGAGAACGAAGAAUCAGUUCAAUUUAUAAUGUUGUCUAACCUUACUUUGAAGAGAAUUGAACUGCAACCUGUUAUGCAAGAUAUAAAAGUCGUCCAUAUUGAAGUCAAUAAUGAUAAACUGAAGUACUGGGUACAACUGGUGGAAAAUGAGCAGUUAGUGGUGGAUAUUAUUGAAAAAUGUAUGGAAGUAGGUCACUCUGCUCCUGUUGUUAAACCAAAAAUGGAUGAAAUUUAUUUAGCCCAGAAUAAGGAGGACGAAUUAUGGUAUCGUGCCAUUGUAGUAAGGGUCACUCCAAUGGUUAAAGUGCAUUUCUUAGAUUUUGGUAAUGAUGCAGUCGUAACUGAAGUAAGGGCAAUUCCUGAUGAUUUGAAAGCAAUUCCUGCACAAGCUGUGCGGAUUGUUGUAUCAAGACCUGAGGGUAGCAACCAAGUGGUUCUGGAAAUGGACGAAGUUGUCACAGUGAAGAAAAUAAAACAAUUUGUAGACACAACAUAUUUAGUUCAAAGGGGCAAUAAUAAAAUUAACGCACCUCCAUCUCAAAACCAAUCAGAGCGUAUUCUGAUUGAUGAAAUAAAGUACUCCAGAAACAUGCUGGACAAAGAUAUCGUCAAGAUAAUCUCUCAUUCUGAUGGAAAACUUUAUUUACGUAAUAAGGAACAUCAUUCCAAACUGGUUGAUGUGGAUAAGGAGAUAAUCAACAUGUCAAAGCAAGUGAUAAAUGAUGUAGUGCCUAACCAGUUAGUUCUUUCUAAAAAGGAGGGUUCUGAGGAAAAAUUGUGUCGAGCUAUAGUUAAGAAAGUAGAAGGUGGAUUUGCCGUAGUUCAUUUCAUGGAUUACCAUAAAGAUGAAAAGGUAUCAAUGAAGAAUAUCUUCGGUGUCAAUAGGGCAAUAGCAAAUAUGCCACCUACAUUAAUUGAGAUCCCUUUGAAAGGAUACAGCAGCACCAAGUUCAACAGCACUGUUGCAGCUAUGCUUGAAGAAAUGAUCAUGACUAAUGUCAAGUUCUCUGUGGCGAAGAAUGGCUCUGAUUUCGACUUAUUACUGAAGGAUAAACCUUUAUCAGAAAUUCUGUUCACAAAUAGUGGUAAUACGAAACCAAUCCAAGAAUCAAACGCAGUGGCCGGACCUUCAAGUGAUAAAGGAAAAGUUGGGAAAUCUGAUGACAAAUAUGUUAAAGUUAUGUUUGAUGAUAUGAAAUGUUAUGAGGCGCCUAUGGGAAAAGGCGAUUACAUGUUAACUAAUUAUAAGGAUGCUACAGAAUUCACUGUUACUUCUACCAAUGACAGGGAGUCAGAUAUGCUGAGUAGAUGUACUGGCAUAGAAGUCAAUGAUAAAGAACCAUAUGAACCAGAUGACACUGAAAUGAUUUUGGCAUUCUUCGAAGGUGACUGGUACAGGGCCUUAGUGCUUGAAAAAAUGGAAAACGGGAUAUACCAAAUCCUUUUUGUAGAGUAUGGCAAUAUAAUAGAAGUUACAAAGAACGAGAUCAGGCGGUUCCCGAAAGAACUGAAAGAUAUACCUAUGUUGGGUCUUUUGUGUCAGCUGAAAGUUAAAAAUACAGAAGCAGUAAAAAAUAGACUGGAACAGUUGUUUGAGCCUGAUAAUAUUUACGAAAUAAAUUUCCUUUCCUACUCCAUGGAAACUCUUCAAUACACAGUUGAAAUACCCAAAAUAACAGAGAUUUUAGUACAGGAGGGAUUGAUAUGAAAAUCCGAUAUUUUAUUUGAAUAGAUUUAAAUACUAUAUGCCUCUCAUAGAGAAUAAGUUUUAUUUUUUUUUAAGUAUAAAUUGAAUUCCUUUUAAUAAAAAAAUUCUAAGAA